AUGCUCCGCCUCCGAAGCUCUAUCCUUGCCCGUAUUCUCUCGUCUUCCCCCGCCUCUCCAAUCCCAUUCCCUCACCACCGCCUCAUCUCCGCGGCGGCGCCGGCCGUUUCCCCAAACCCUGGUUUCGCGGCGGAGGAGUACCUCGUCGCCACCUGCGGCCUCAGCCGAGCCCAGGCACUUGAGGCCUCCAGGAAGCUCUCCCACGUCAAAUCGCCCACCAAUCCCGACGCCGUCCUCUCCUUCCUCGCCGGCCUCGGUCUCUCCAGCACCGACGUCACCGCCCUCGUCGCCAAGGACCCCAAGUUCCUCUGCACCGGCGUGGAGAGAACCCUGGCCCCUAUCCUCGCCGGGCUCACCGGUCUCGGUCUAUCGCCUUCUGAGAUCACACGCCUUGCCUCGCUUGCCCCCGUCUGCUUCCGUUGCAGAUCCAUCGUCUCCAAGGCGCACUACUACCUGCCCGUAUUUGGCUCCUUCCAAAGCUUCCUCCGGGUGUGCAGCUUAAACCUUCUCUCGUCCGACCUUGAGAAGGUGGUGAAGCCCAAUGUUGCGUUCCUGCAGGAGGAGUGCGGGCUAGGUGUUUGCGAUCUUGCCUCGCUGUGUCACCAUAUGCCGUGGAUACUCGCCACCAAACCGGAGCGCGUCCGAGCGAUGGCGGCGCGUGCUGAAUCUCUAGGUGUGCCCCCCAGCUCUGGGAUGUUCAAGGAAGCACUGCAGGCUGUCUCAUUCCUCAGCGAGGAGAAGAUCGCCGUCAGAGUCAAGUACUUGAAGAAGAUGUUCAGGUGGUCAGAUGCUGAGGUGGGCAUUGCUGUUUGUAAGGCUCCAAUGGUGCUGGCGAGGUCUAAGGACAUACUGCAGAGCAAAUCUGAGUUUCUUAUCUCUGAGGUGGGUUUGGAACCGGCAUACAUUGCUCAUCGUCCGGGUAUGCUCGGUCUUAGUCUGGAGGGCCGGCUCAGGCCCCGGUACUACGUUCUCAAGUUUCUCAAGGAAAAAGGGUUGAUACGGAGCGACCGCGAUUACUUUUCUGCGGUCGUGCCGUCUGAGAAGGUAUUUGCGAAGAAGUACAUAUACCCUCACAAGGAUGCUGCGCCACACCUUGCUCAAGACUAUGCUGAUGCUUGCAGAGGACAAGUGCCCACCAGGUUCAGAUUUGCAUGAACCAAGAACAUGGUGUUAAAUUUGAAAAAUAUUUAUCUGUGUGGUAUGCUUUGUUUCAUUAUCUUGGCUAACUAAACUUUGGUAGCCUGGUAUAGUAUGUAUGUUGCAUGAUGGUUUAGUCGUAGCUAACACCUGGUGAUGCUAAUCAUUAGAUUCAUGAAUCUUGGUAUGUCCAUGCCAUCCUUUAGUGGAGAAAAAAGCAUGGCAUGGUUAAGAACUUGGGUGAGAUCAGUCCAUUCUACAGAUGCAUUGAAUUACCAGUGAGUACUAUAUCAGGCCAUUCUGCAGAAUGACAAGAGUGUACUAUCUUUUUGUGGGGAAUAAUUUUAGACUUGUUGAUGGCCACAAUAUCUUGAUCAC
Lolium rigidum is the source of this 1515-nucleotide messenger RNA. RefSeq lists its product as uncharacterized. Bases 1 to 1155 code for a protein of 384 amino acids. Gene Ontology annotation, biological process: chloroplast organization; regulation of DNA-templated transcription. The transcript has a single exon. Gene Ontology annotation, molecular function: double-stranded DNA binding. Lineage: Eukaryota; Viridiplantae; Streptophyta; Magnoliopsida; Poales; Poaceae. Gene Ontology annotation, cellular component: chloroplast. The record is from RefSeq and is a predicted model, not a curated record.